Molecule: messenger RNA, 1629 nt
Organism: Mesocricetus auratus (golden hamster)
Lineage: Eukaryota; Metazoa; Chordata; Mammalia; Rodentia; Cricetidae
Product: protein tyrosine phosphatase type IVA 2-like
Exons: 1
Coding region: 730-1245 (171 amino acids)
Biological process (GO): protein dephosphorylation; positive regulation of cell migration
Cellular component (GO): nucleus
Molecular function (GO): protein tyrosine phosphatase activity
Source: RefSeq, a predicted model, not a curated record
GCGGUGGCCCGAUUGGCUGGAGUGCAGUGUCCAUGGCUAGCCACUGGGGUAGGGGCUUUGUCCAGCUCAGAGCAAGGCGAGGCCCUCCCGGCAUCCACGUGGUAGUGGCAGAGAGGCAGUGGCAGCCAGGGAGGCAAGAUGGUCGCAGGGUCACGUGCCGCCAGCGGGCCUGGCGGGGUGUAUAGGGCAUAGACUCUUAGGGAGAUUGCAGCUCCUCUGUCACCGCAGGACUUUAGUGGAAAACACACUUCACAUUUAUGGCGAUUCCGAAUUUGAGAGUCAAUUUCUGCCAGGCUCAGCACAGCAAUUUCCCUAACAAGUAACCUUGGGGACUCUAUGGGCCGUAUUCAACUGCACCUUGAAGACUCUGGACACCGAUACUGUCCUCAAAAGUAACUGCAAGUAUAUUUCCUUUAAUGAGAGGUAAAAUCAAGCAUCAAGUAAACACGGGUGGAAGACAAUCCCCACUGUUGUCUUACUAGUGUCUGAAUGUAGGCGGUGUAGAUGAGCUCCGUAUGUAGCUGGAAGUUUCUGAAGUUUGAAAGUAUCCAUCCAUCUGCAGAUGCUGAGGCCCAGACUGAAUUCGAAUGAAUUUUAAAUACUUCUGCCUAUCUUGGAGAAGCUUCCUACAGAGUAAAUAAGCUGAAUAAAGAACGAUAAUAGACCUUUUGGUGAUCUUAAUGUUUUCGCUUGCCCACCACGCUCGCAGGCACACUCUCAUUUGCCACAAUGAAUCAUGCAGCCCCCGUGGAGAUCUGCUAUGAGAACAUGCGUUUCCUGAUAACUCACAGUCCCACCAACGCUACGAUGCAAAAGUUCAUAGAGGAACUUAAGAACUAUGGAGUGAAAAUCCUAGUCAGAGUUUGUGAUGCCACCUAUGAUAAAGCUCUAGUUGAAAGCCGUGGCAUCCGUGUUCUAGACUUGCCCUACAACGACGGAGCCCCACCCCCUGAUAAUGUAGUGGAUGAUUGGCUGAACCUGAUAAAAAACAAAUUCCGUGAGGAGCCAGGUUCCUGUGUGGCAGUGCACUGUGUGGCAGGACUGGGAAGGGCUCCUGUGCUGGUGGCACUUGCUUUGAUCGAAUGUGGUAUGAAGAAUGAAGACGCAGUUCAUUUUAUCCGACAGAAACGAAGGGGCGCAUUCAACACCAAACAGCUGCUUUUCUUGGAGCAAUAUCGACCCAAGAUGCGAACCAGGUCGCGAUCGCGCUUCAGGGAUUCCACGGUGCACUGCUGUGUUCAGUAGGAUGCAAGCAAAGGCUAUCUUCAACUGUGGCCUUGAGCCGGAUCUCUUGGCACCUGGAAUGCGAUUCUGGAAUCUUCCUUGUGUCAUCAAUGAGUAGUGGAUUCAACUAAUUGCCGCCCAAACCAACAAUGGAGAAAUCCCUCUAUAAAGCGAAUAAAUUAAGAAAAGAAAUAAAAUUAGAAGGAAAAAACUAACCCGUUCCAGAACAACAGCAAAGAAAACCUGAACCCUGAGUCUGGCUCCUGCAUGCUAAAAGCACUCCCACCAUCUGCCAUGCUAUUACACAACCAAGAGACCUCACUAGAGACUGGCAACUAUGAGGUUACUUAAUCUUGAGCUUUCAUCCUCCGCAACUGUCACCUAAAUAAAAUCUCUUGAUAAAUC